AAUAAAAUAUUUUAUUUUAUUCUUAUUUUUAUACUAGAGACAUAAUAGUUCUUUUUACUAAAAUUAAAUAAAGUAAUCUUCUUCUCUAGGUGCCGCCUCCACUUCGAAGGUUGCCAAUCAUCAGGGCGAUUUUUACUUUUGAGACCGCGGUUCUAAAUAAUUCGUUGUUACUACAUCCAAACCAUAUCCAAACAAUACAUAUUGAAUGGUGCACACACUAAGAAGACCUGAUACAGACAUAGCGAGACAAGCCCUAGAAUACACACCACAUGGCAAGAGAAGACGAGAAGACCAGGUAGACCCGUAGAAACGUUGAAAAGAACUGUGGAGAAAGAAAUUAAUGCUGUUGGGAAAACCUGGGCAGAAAUAAAGAUUAGUGCAAAGGAUAGGACAGAACGGAGGCAGACAGUUGACGCCCUAUGCUCCGCAUGGAGUGAAGAGGAAUAAGUGCCACACUUUAUGAGAUACAAAUCCAGAACAACACAGUAAAGUACCACAGAACUAGUUCCACUGGCUUAUGGUUUGUCAGAGUAAUUCUUUUCGAAGUGGUGUUUUUGAGUGAUAUUAUACCAAGAAUGAGAAAAGUUCUGAGAGUAAUCAGCAAUCUCUUUGUUGUUUUUAUGUUAUGUACUUUAUCGACACAAAUAAUGAGUAUGUACAGGGUGUUUCUGUAUUUGAGACAUGGGAAGAGUUUUGUUAAGAUACUUAAUAGUGUUAUAAAAAUUUGGAAGAAUCUCCAAGGCGAUAACAACUUAUUCCGAGGUAUUUUUGUAAACCGCAAAAUAUACUGCAUACAACUACUAUUAAUCUUCUUCGUGGUAUCACUGCUAGCAACCGAGGAUUUUAUCAGAGGCCAUCAACUCACAGACAUGCUGUCCUACUCCUUAACAGAAAUUUUAGUACUAAUAUCAAUUUUGGAAAAAGUAAAUGUUAUAUUGAUGUUUAAGAAAGUAUUUGGAGUACUCAGGCAAAGGAUUAAAGGCUCCAAAAUGGAUUCAGUGGAAGAUAUUUACGAUAAAUAUUACGCUUUACAUAAACUUUUAGAGAAAUAUAGUAAACUGAACUCUGGAUUCUUCUUUUAUGUAAUAGUCAACUGUUUCAUUUGGUCUAUGUACAAUAUUUACAAAUUCAUUAUCCUGAUUUUCUUUGAAUUUACAAAAUUUCCCACCAGAAAUUUCUCUAUGUCGAUAUUGCUGUCUUUUACAUGGAUCUUUCUACAUUUUUUCCAUUUGGCUAUUCUAAUAUGGGCUUAUAAUAAAGUCAAUGUGGAAAAGAAGAAUUUUAUAUACGACUUGUCUUUAAAAUUUUGUAGUCUGGGCGUUGAAACUAGAAGAAGGUACUCGGAUUUAAUUGUGUCUAUUUCUACUGACUUGUUGAUGUACACACAUGAAAAAAAUGCAGUGAUAUUCGAUUUGGGCCCUCCUUUAAUGUUAAGAAUAUUUGGAAGUUGUGUGACUUAUAUUUUAGUGUUGGUGAGUUUUGAAUAAGUGUGGGGUAUUAAAAAACGUGGCUGGGACAAAAUAAAAGGCCUUAUAGAAAUUUGGAACAUAUAUUUAAAUAAAAACGUAAAUAUUCAGUGAUAUUUUCAUCCUCGACUUAAUUCUAUAUUAGUAUAAAAUAUACAUUUAUAAAUAUUGUAAACUAUUAAGGGUGACAUCCUUAUGUACUAUAGGCACUUGUGUGUAUUGAUUUACUUCGUUAAUACUCUAGAUAACCAUCAUACACUUAAGGUUUUCCUGCUAGAUAUGUAACAUUAACUUAUUAUAUAGAUAUUAACGUUGAAAAUAACAAUAACUUUACCAUCUUUCCAGUAUUCAAAUUAAAGAAAACUCUUAUUUGAAUACUGAAUACAGAAAGAAGGAAAAUUACAAAAGUAAUAAAUGUAUUAUUAAAUAAUAAAGUAUUUCUUUUUGAAAACACCGUAAUAUUUUUAAAUAUUUGUAAUUAUGAAAACUUUUUGGAAAAGGCACAUAUUCAGACUAAUGUUCUGGAAGCCACCCUUAGAUUAAAAUCUAAAAACAGUCUUAAAAUACAAUUGGGACGUUAAACAUAGAAAACACUAUAAACUAAUACAAAAC
Molecule: messenger RNA, 2078 nt
Organism: Diabrotica virgifera virgifera (western corn rootworm)
Lineage: Eukaryota; Metazoa; Arthropoda; Insecta; Coleoptera; Chrysomelidae
Gene: Gr48
Exons: 5
Coding region: 576-1487 (303 amino acids)
Source: RefSeq, a predicted model, not a curated record